CCCAAACUCUACUUUUCUUCAAUGGAUGAUCAGUUCUAUAUGUAAAUAAUCACUUUAUCUUAGAGAAACAAUGGCUUACAAAGCUUUAGACUGUCUUUCCUCCUCCGACAUCGCUGCUCUGGGAAUACCCUCCAAAGCCGCCGAACAAUUUUACCAAAAACUCACCGAAAUCGUUGGCAAUUACGGGGCUGCCACUCCGGAGACAUGGCAACACGUCUCGAAGCACCUCCUCAACCCGGAACUUCCUUUCUCUCUCCACCAGAUGAUGUACUAUGGGUGUUACAAAGACUUCGGACCCGACCCGCCUGCAUGGUUGCCCGAUCCGGAGCUUGCAAACUCAACCAACGUUGGCCAGCUAUUAGGGAGGCGUGGAAAAGAGUUUUUGGGUUCUAAAUAUAAGGAUCCCAUUUCAAGCUUUUCUGAGUUUCAGGAUUUUUCAGUCUCAACUCCUGAGGUUUAUUGGACCACUAUAUUAGAUGAAAUGAAUAUAUCGUUUUCAGUGUCUCCUGAAUGUAUUUUACGUGAGGAUCCUUCUCACCCAGGAGGUCAAUGGCUUCCUGGAGCAUGUUUGAAUCCGGCAAAGAAUUGUCUGAGUUUGAAUAGCAAGAGGACUUUGGAUGAUAUAAUGGUUAUAUCGCGUGAUGAAGGAGAUGAUGAAAUGCCCAUCAACAAGAUGACCCUUAAGGAAUUGCGCUCAGCAGUGUGGCUAGUUGCUUAUGCAGUGGAAGCACUGGGGUUGGAGAAAGGGUCUGCAAUUGCCAUAAAUAUGCCUAUGGAUAUCAAUUCUGUGGUGAUCUACCUCGCUAUUGUUCUUGCUGGCUAUGUAGUUGUGUCCAUUGCGGAUAGUUUCGCUCCAAGUGAAAUAUCAACUCGCCUCAUAAUUUCGAAAACAAAAGCAAUUUUUACUCAGGAUCUCAUUGUUCGGGGCAACAGAAGACUACCCUUGUACAGUAGAGUUGUUGAUGCUCAAUCACCUAUGGCAAUCGUUAUUCCUACCAGAGGCUCCAGUUUUAGCAUAAAAUUGCGUGAUGGUGACAUUUCUUGGCAUGAUUUUCUGGAGAGGGUCAAAGAUUCCAAAGACAUUGAGUUUGUUGCAGUAGAACAACCGGUUGAAGCUUUCACAAAUAUCCUUUUCUCUUCUGGCACUACAGGGGAGCCAAAGGCAAUUCCAUGGACCCUUGCUACUCCUUUAAAAGCUGCUGCAGAUGGUUGGUGCCACAUGGAUAUCCGCAAAGGUGAUGUUGUUGCUUGGCCCACUAAUCUUGGAUGGAUGAUGGGUCCUUGGCUAGUUUAUGCUUCUUUGUUGAAUGGGGCUUCCAUCGCUUUAUAUAAUGGAUCUCCCCUUGGUUCUGGCUUUGCCAAGUUUGUACAGGAUGCUAAAGUAACAAUGCUUGGCCUUAUCCCAAGUCUCGUGAGGGCAUGGAAAACUGCAAAUUGUACAGCUGGCUACGAUUGGACGGCUGUUCGUUGCUUUGGCUCCACUGGUGAGGCAUCUAGCGUGGAUGAAUACCUAUGGCUUAUGGGGAGAGCUCAAUACAAGCCUAUCAUUGAAUAUUGUGGGGGUACGGAGAUUGGUGGUGGAUUUGUUUCUGGGUCAUUGUUGCAGCCACAAUCUUUGGCUGCUUUUAGCACACCUGCUAUGGGAUGUACUCUGUUUAUUCUUGGCGAGGAUGGAAUUCCUAUACCACCAAAUACUCCAGGGACUGGUGAAUUGGCCCUUGGUCCUCUCAUGUUUGGAGCUUCAAGCACACUACUGAAUGCUGACCACCAUGAAGUCUACUUCAAACGAAUGCCUGUUUGGAAUGGAAAGGUUCUGCGAAGGCAUGGAGAUGUGUUUGAGCGUACUUCUAGAGGAUACUAUCAUGCGCAUGGUCGUGCAGAUGAUACAAUGAAUCUUGGGGGUAUCAAGGUAAGUUCAGUGGAGAUUGAACGCAUUUGUAAUGCAGUUGAUAACAACGUUCUUGAGACAGCUGCCACUGGGGUGCCGCCUCCUGGAGGAGGACCUGAAAGUUUGAUGAUUGCUGUUGUUUUCAAGGAUUCAAAUAGCUCAGCAACAGACUUGGAUAAGUUGAAAAUGUCUUUCAACUCAGCAUUGCAAAAAAAACUAAAUCCUCUGUUUAAGGUUUCUUAUAUCAUACCCCUCUCGUCUCUACCAAGAACGGCAACAAAUAAGGUCUUGGACUUGAUCAAUUGGGUUGAUAAGGACAGAGUCAUUGAUAUUUAUGUUGACCAUAUUAAGCAAAGUCAGGUUGAGUCAAACUGUGGUACCAUACAACAAGAAGUUGGAGUUGAGACUGACCAUUUUCAUGAACAACAUCUAGAAUCAAGUGGUGAUGGGGAUAUGAAUGAUAGUGACUCAUCAAACUAUGAAUCUUUUUAUGAUAGUGAGUAUGACAUAAUUGAUGAUCAAUUAUAUGAGACAUUUGUUGAUAAGGAUGUUGAAUUUGUUGGUAAAGACAAGGGGAAAGGGAUUGACAAAUGGAAAGGUGUUGAUAGUGAAAGAGGCACAACAGAGGAUAUUGAUAAUGAUUUGUAUGCUGAAGACUAUGACAGUGAAGAGUUAUUAACUCUUAGUGGUUCAUCAUCGGAUGACGAGGAAGGAGGACAUUAUAAGAGAAAGAGGGUGGCAGCUAUAGAAAAUGCAUCACAAAGUGGUUCAAAUUCAAGCCUCGAUGCUACUCAAUAUAAAUCUAUAAAGGACAAACAAGAGUUACCUAUUAGAAGGAAAAGAAAUACAUCAUGUGCCUCAACUAGCCAACCCCCAAGCUACUCAACCACAUACUUCUUUAUCACAACCUGCUUAGAGGCCACCAAAAAAAACUUCAACACCACCUGUGUGGAUGCCACCCCAAUUUGGUGCAACACAACCUAUCCUACCCAAGCAAACCAAGUUUGCACCAACUCCUACACAACACUCCAACUCAUCCAAGAAAGUGAGGAAGACAAACAAUGUAGUGGGGACACAGUGAAACUCUAG
Ilex paraguariensis (yerba mate) is the source of this 2977-nucleotide messenger RNA. NCBI's taxonomy places the organism in Eukaryota, Viridiplantae, Streptophyta, Magnoliopsida, Aquifoliales, Aquifoliaceae. The record is from the annotation of a GenBank genome assembly.